AUGACCAAAUAUCAACUAGUAUCACAGGAAAUUUCCAGUGAUAAUCAUCGUUUUUACCACUGCUUUUACGAGGUUAGGAUUGACCGACGCAAUUAUAUUUGCUUUAUCUUUAUCGAUAUUUCUUUAAAUGUUUUAUAAUAUUUAAAAACGUAUAUAUGUAUACAAUGUAAUUUCACACUGAUCUAUGCAGAAUUAAAUCUAAUUCAUGUAUUCAAUAUAUUUUUAUUUACAUUGAUUGAGUUAACAAUAAUGAGUUAAUAGUAACAAUCUCAAUAUAAAUAAUAUAAAAAUUGAAAGCAAUAUUUUGAAGGUAUAUAUAUGUAUACAAUAUAAUUUUACAUUGAUCUACAGAAAAUGAAAUUUAAUUCAAAUAUUUAAUAUGUUUUUAUUUAUGUUGAUUAAUUUAAUAAUUAAUAAUGAAUUAAUAGUAACAAUCUUAAUAUAAAUAAUAUAAAAAUUGAAAGCAAUAUAUUAAUAAAAUGAAUACGUGUGAAGAAAAGAUAUUAUGUUAUUUUAACUUUAUAUAAUUUAUAUAUUUUGUAUAUUUUCUACAAUUAAUAUUAAUAAUUUACAAAUUGCUACAGAUUUGUACCGACUUUUUGUUAAAUAGGAAUCAUCAUGAAUGCCAGAACUCAAUUAUUUGAAUUAAGUAUGGAGGGCAGACAAGUGGAUGAAGCAGUAGCAAGUAUCUUCCAUAGUGUUCUUUUUUAUCGAAGUCUUGGUAAAUUUAAAUACAAACAAGAAGGUAGUUACUCAGUGGGCACUGUCGGAUAUCAGGAUGUUGAUUGUGAUUUUAUUGAUUUUACUUAUGUCUGUUGCUCAUCGGUGCACCUGGAUCAAACUUUGAAACGUGAAAUCUCAGGUUUUUCUGAAGCUUUACGUUCCACUGAUAGUCCGGGUUCUGGCCAAAUAUCCUUGGAAUUCUUUCAGAAGAAGAAAAAUCGUUGGCCUUUUCAACCAGAAUGCAUACCAUGGGAAGUAUGGACAGUACGCUUGGAACUUAUAAAAUUAGCAACAGAACAUGAACGUCAGAUAUGUAGAGAAAAGGUUGGAGAUUUAUUAACAGACAAAAUUCUUUACAUAACAGAAGUAAUGAAUCGACAUGACUAUCUACCUAAAAUGCCAAAUCAAGCUGAACUGGAUUUGAUCUUUGAUACAUCAUAUCCUGAUAUACAACCUUAUUUGUUUAAAUUAUCAUUUACAACCUCUAGCCCAUCAAGUACAACAAUGGGAUACAAACAUUACAAGACGAAGAUACAAUAAUGUCGACGCCUGCGCGAGGAAACGGCGGCUUGUCCAUUAGGUUUCGCCAACAAUUUCCCAUUUCCAGUUAUCGAUGGAAAAGACUGGCUGUCACUUCAAAAGCGUUUCAUCGUUAA
This is a messenger RNA of Heterotrigona itama, 1379 nucleotides long. The record is from the annotation of a GenBank genome assembly. Lineage: Eukaryota; Metazoa; Arthropoda; Insecta; Hymenoptera; Apidae.